CUCUCUCUCUCUCUGGCAGCACUCAGCUUUUUUGGCAGGAGUGACCAGAAUAAAAACAGCAACACCAGACAUAGAAGAGAAAAAAGUUCAAUGAUCCAUCGAACCAAAGGCUUUGCCCUUUCUUAAUUACGUCGUGUCCUGUGUCGUUUUCUUUUUUCCUCCCCUCUUCAUUUUUUUGGAGACAUUUUUUGAAGUGGUAAUUAGCUCUCUUGGAGAAUAAAACCAGCACAUUCGGGGAGGGCCAGUGCAUUCUGGGGCGAGAUGGCUAACAGGAGUGUUGCGUUGCUCCUUCUCGGAUUCUUCCUCUCCGUCCAGCUGAGUCCGUCGCUGCAGGGAGGAGUGUAUGUGCCACAGGCUGGAGGAGGAGGAGCAGGACCAGGAGGUGCUGGAGUUCUGCCAGGAGCUGGACUUUACCCCGGCGCUGGCUCGUCUCCAUACAAAGCAGCUAAAGCAGCAGCAGGAGGAUAUGGAGGAGCUGCUGGAGCCGGGGCUUUAGGAGCCGGAGGAUACGGAGCCGGUGGAUAUGGGGGUUAUGGUGGAUAUGGUGGUGCUGGAAGAUUCUACCCAAUGGCUGGAGGUCUGAAACCAGCUAAAUCAGGAGCUGGGCUACCAGGAGGAGUUCUGCCAGGAGGAGUUCUGCCUGGAGGAGUUCUGCCUGGAGGAGUUCUGCCUGGAGGAGUUCUGCCUGGAGGUGGUCUUCCUGGAGGUGCUGGUGGAAAGCCCCCCAAAGGGCCAGGUGUUGGAGGAGCUGGUACUGGACUCCCAGGCCUUGGCAUUCCUCAGACCGGUGUACAAGGACUGGGUCCUGGUGGAGUUGGACCUGGGGCGAAAGCAGCAAAGGCUGGAAAAGCACCAGUGCCGGGAGUGGGAGUACCUGGACCAUAUCAAGGAGGACUUCCUGGACAAGGCUUCAAUGGACGAGGUGUUCUUCCUGGUGUAGCCACGGGGACUGGACUCAAACCUAAAUCAGCUGCAGGUGGAGGGCAGGGACUGGUACCAGGUGCUGGUGGGCGCGGGCCGUUUGGUGGACCACUGCAGCAAGGAGUGUUUCACGGAUACCCCCUCAAAUCUCCCAAGGCCCCAGGUGCUGGCUUGCCGUACACUGGGGGUAAACUUCCAUAUGGUUAUGGUGGCUUUGGUGGAGGUGCUGGACUCCCUGGUGGGAAAGCAGGAGCUGGCUCCAAGCCUGGUUAUCCAACAGGGACUGGUGUGGGCUCUUUAGGGGUCUCUGCUGCACAGGCCAAAGCUGCUAAAUAUGGUGCUGGUGCUGGUUUAGGUGGAGCUGGAGCCUUUCCUGGUGGUGUUGGUGCUGGUUUAGGUGGAGCUGGAGCCUUUCCUGGUGGUGCUGGUGGAUUUUACCCUGGCGCAGUAGGUACAGGUGGUCUUACACCAGCACAAGCUAAGGCAGCUAAAUAUGGUGCUGUCCCUGGUGCUACUGGGAUUGGUGGCCUACCAGGUGCAGGUGGACUGUUUCCUGGGCCAGGAGUAGGAGGUGCUGGUGCACUCUCCCCCGCUCAGGCAAAAGCUGCUAAAUAUGGAGCAGGAGCAGUUCCGGGUGGGGCUGGGGUUCUACCUGGUGGCGCUGGAGUUCUUCCUGGUGGGGCUGGAGGAAUCUACCCUGCACCCGGAGGUGCUGGUGCACUCUCCCCCGCUCAGGCAAAAGCUGCUAAAUAUGGAGCAGUUCCUGGUGGUGCUGGAGUUCUUCCUGGUGGUGCUGGAGUUCUUCCUGGUGGUGCUGGAGUUCUUCCUGGUGGGGCCGGGAUUGUGCCAGGAGCUGGAGGAGUCUAUCCUGCGCCAGGAGGUGCUGGUGCACUCUCCCCCGCUCAGGCAAAAGCUGCUAAAUAUGGUGCAGGAGCAGUUCCUGGUGGUGCCGGGAUUCUUCCUGGUGGUGCUGGGAUUCUUCCUGGUGGUGCUGGGAUUCUUCCUGGUGGUGCCGGGAUUCUUCCUGGUGGUGCUGGGAUUGUGCCAGGAGCUGGAGGAGUUUACCCUGGAGCAGGAGGUGCUGGUGCACUCUCCCCCGCUCAGGCAAAAGCUGCUAAAUAUGGUGCAGGAGCAGUUCCUGGUGGUGCCGGGAUUCUUCCUGGUGGUGCCGGGAUUCUUCCUGGUGGUGCUGGGAUUGGGCCAGGAGGAGUUUACCCUGGAACAGGAGGUGCUGGUGCACUCUCCCCUGCUCAGGCAAAAGCUGCUAAAUAUGGAGCAGUUCCUGGUGGUGCCGGGAUUCUUCCUGGUGGUGCUGGGAUUUUGCCAGGAGCUGGAGGAGUUUACCCUGGAGCAGGAGGUGCUGGUGCACUCUCCCCUGCUCAGGCAAAAGCUGCUAAAUAUGGUGCAGGAGCAGUUCCUGGUGGGGCUGGGGUUCUUCCUGGUGGUGCCGGUAUUGUUCCAGGUAGGACUGGGAUUGUUCCUGCUGGACCUGGGAUUGUUCCAGGAGCUGGGGGAGUCUACCCUGCAACAGGAGGUCUUACACCAGCUCAAGCCAAAGCAGCUAAAUACGGUCUAGGUGCGGCAGGUGGAGCUGGUGCUGUUCCGGGUGUUGGAGGACUGUACCCUGGAGCAGGGGGAGCUGGAGUUGCCCCAGGCUAUGGUUCUGUGGCUGGGCUUGGAGGACAGCUUGGGGCUGGAGGGCUAGCAGCUGGAGCCAAACCUCCUAAAUAUGGAGUGCCUGGAGGAACAGGUUUUGGAGUACCCGGAGGAGUCCCUGGAGGAAUACCAAUAACUGGACCAGGAGGAUACCCUGCUGGAGCCAAGGCUCUUAAAUAUGGUUUGGGAAGUGGGGGUUUGCCAGCAGGGACUGGUGUUGUGCCUGGACUCCAGAGACCAGGUUUGGGGGGAGCCCUGGGUGGAGCUGGGACAGGAACUGGAUAUCCUUUUGGAGGAUAUGGCGCUGGAGCAAAACCACCUAAAUACGGAGUGCCUGGAGGAGUGCCUGGAGGAGUACCUGGAGGAGUACCUGGAGGAGUACCUGGAGGAGUGCCUGGAGGAGUACCUGGAGGAGUACCUGGAGGAGUACCUGGAGGAGUACCUGGAGGAGUGCCUGGAGGAGUACCUGGUGGUGUGCCUGGAGGGUACCCAGCAGGAGUUAAACCUCCAAAAUAUGGAGUUGCUGGAGGUGCAGGCACAGUGCCCGGGGCAGGAGGAGUACCACUUGCUGGAACCGGCACAGGACUGGCACCAGGAGCUGGCGUUGGAGGAUAUCCCGGUGGAGUCAAACCUCCUAAGACUGGCGCGGGGAUCGCUGGGACUGGUAUAGCAGCUCCUGGGGCCACACCUGGUGGCACGGGUAUUGUAGUUCCUGGUGUUCCUGGUGGCACAGGCAUUGCUGUUCCCAGUGGCACUGGAGUUCCUAUUCUACCAAGUGGAAAACCAGCCAAGCUUCCAACCCUGGCUCCUGCAGGGACGGCCGUACCAGGACCGACGGCUAUUGUAGGAACUGGCAAGGCCCCUGAGCCCAGUGGAGCACAGAGAGUGCCCGGCGCUGUUCCUGGCGGAGCUUACCCCUAUGGCUCAGGCCAAUAUUACGGUAGCGCUGGACCGUCUGGAGUCGGGACUGGUGUUUUACCUGGAGCCAAACCGCUGAAAGCCCCUGGUGUUGGAGGAGCGGGUGGUGUUGGCGGUGUUGGAGGACUGUAUCCUGGAGCAGGUGUUGGACUGGGAACUGGUGGCGUGGGAACUGGUGCUAAACCACCAAAACCAGGUUACGGCUCUGUGGGCACAGGAUACGCACAGCCAGGCGGUGUAGCUGCUGGAGGAUACGGAGCUUAUCCAGGAGGAUAUGGAGCAGGACUAUCCCCACAGCAGGCCAAAGCAGCUAAAUACGGUGGUGGACUGACAGGGUUCCUGGGAGGAGGGUAUCGAGGCGGAGCGGGCUGUCAGGGCAAAUACUGCGGCCGGAGGAGAAAGUAGAGGAGCUCUUGAGAUGUGAAGUGACCUCAAGAAACAUGGUGCUACUGCAUGCUCUAGAAUGUACUUCCGAUACUCAAACCGACCGCCCCAUCAUGCACAGGUGUUGUUUUGUACUGAUAGUAUAUAUUUGUAACAGAUCCAGAUCCCUGAAAGCUGGAAUAACCCCAGUCCUGUUCGUUUAUGGCACAUCCCGAUCAUGUCACUGUUCCCUGUCGCUCGCGUUCAUUCACCGGCUGCUCGUCUGGGGGCGCUCCCGACACCACACACAGCUCUCCAGCAUCCACAGCUCAUGGCAUUUCUCCUCCUCGUGCUGAAUACGCCACUUUAUCUGCCUGGGCAGGGCUUCAUCCAGAGGAAAAUAAACCACAGCAAGAAGAGUUGCAUUAUGGGAGCUUGAUCUCCUUCUAAGAACGUUUAAGUGACUUUCAUGAGCGUUUGUAAUAGUUUAAGGUGAAUUUUCAACAUCAGAAGAGCACAGAGCAGAGAUCAACAUCCCAUAAUGCAGUUCACCUCCGCUAAUAAACACUGAAUGCACACACUGUUCAUUAGCAGAUACUCCCACAGAAAUUACUCUGAAAAAACUCAAGCACAUCUUACACAGUAAUGCUGUCAUGGAGGGCUUUUAUUUUGAAAUGAUUUGUUAUCAGUGUAUAAUGUUCAUCUCAUGCUCUCAUAACCAUUAUUAAACCAUUAUUACUUAUUAAGGGACUGAAAUAAGAGAGGAAAAUGUUGACAAUAAAAGUAAUCUUCAGUGUUUAAGGUUGAAAGACUUGUUAGAGUGGAAUCUUCACUUCAGUUUGAGGAUGUAGAAGAGUUUCCUGUAAUGCUUUGGGUUUAGAGAUAACCACCGUGCAGCAAUGGCUGUCCAGUCGUCUCUAUCAACUGUAUGUGUAUCUCGUGAGACAUGCUCAGAAACGGCUCUUAUAGGAUGCACUGUAAAGAGUUGACUUCAGAAAAAUAACGCAAGUAAAGCCAUUGUAACUUGGAGCUGUUAAGUUGACUUGAUUUUUAGAGUUAUGCCAAUUGUACUCACCUUUAAAAGUCAACCAAUCCCUUUUACAGUGUCUGGCUAUUUUAUCAUGUCUGUUUUCAAAUAAUUAUCACAAUAUUGCAUAUUUGGUGCUUCAUUAAGUCUAUUAAAUCUACAAUUAUAGCCUGUGUUGAGUUGAGAGGACACACUGGAGUCUGGAGGAGCAGAUUUACUUUAGUGACUGUCAUUUAGCGAGAUACAGAAAAGCUGGAAGAUGAAUAUAAUACAGGUGCACUGGAAAAAGUGAUUAGCUUUCAUCUUUUUCAAUUGAGUACAUUUAGCAUAACUAUAAAAAAUUAAGUCAACUUAACAUAUCCAAGUUACAGUGGGUUUACUCACAUUAUUCUUGUAAAGUCAACGUGUUGUUUUUCAGGCACUUGCUUUACCCUUCUAGAGCUUAGUGGCCACAUCCGGUGACAGCACAUUUGAGCUCAUAAGUGUCUGUUCAAAACACUCGGAAUGCUUUAUAUUCUGUUACAGACACACAGGGUCAUCCUGCAACUGUUGUGCAGCACAUGAAAUGUCCCAAACACUAUUUUAACAGUCCAAAAGGGGGGUGUUGUUUUUACUCUCUGAUAGUCAAAACAGUCAGGAGAAAGUGUUUUAUGUUAGUUCAGACCACGAGUCCACAUGUAUGGACAUCACUUUUCUCUAAACGUACAUCAUAUUAAAAGAUGAUACUUGGGUUUUUAUUCUAAUUAGCUUCCAGUAAGCCCAAAAAGCAAAGAGAAAUAAAACAAUUGCAUGUAAAAUAGCCUCAAGAGGAGAAGCAACUGAUCACCUUUUACAGUGUAACUUAAGAGACUCUGAAAUGCACGACACCUUCGAGUUUAAGUUAGAUAAAAAUACCAAUGUGCUCAAACUUUUAUUUGACAAAAUCAUGUUGGACCGACUCAAUUGUGUAAAUAGUUUUGUUGUUGGUGCUAAACACAUUCAUUGAGUUCAUCAAACUAAUUUCCUCAUGAUGAUAUCAUUUCUUCUUUAAUCAUGUGCCAUGUGAGAUUCAGCCCCUCGUGGUUUAAUAGACAUCUUGACUGAGUUUAGUGGAAAUCUGAUAGAGUCAUUACUGGACGGCUCAUCAAACACAGACUGACUGAGGACUGUAAAACGUGAUUAGUAAAGCGACUAAACCAAGCGCCUUACAAGCAACACGUUUACAAAGAGAAUAUAAGUAAACCCAUUGGAACUGAUAAAUAUUUGUAUAAUUAUGCUAAUCACUUUUGUUAGAUAAAGUGAGCAAUUGUCCAGUGCACCUGUAUUAUAUUCAUCUUCCAGCUUUUCUGCAUCUCACUAAAUGACUGGAGGAGUGAAUCUGCUCCUCCAGACUCCAGAGUCUUCUCAACUCGACACAGGCUUUAACUGUAGAUUUAAUAGACUUAAUGAAGCACCAAAUGUGUACUAUUGUGAUAAUUACAGUAAUUAUUUGACAACAGUCAUGCUGAAAUAGUCUGACACUGCAAUAGGGAUUAGUCAAUUUUAAAAAUAAGAGUACAGUUCGCAUAAUUAUAAAAAUCAAGUCAACAGCUUCAAGUUACAAUGGCUUACACUGUCUGUCUGAAGUCAACGUGUUGCUAUUAAGGCACUUGGUUCAUGGCUUUACAUGACUAAUCACUUCUUACAGUCUUGUUUUGAUUUAGCCAAGACGUCUACUAAACACAAUAGACGCCCGCUGGGUUCAUGAACAUCCCCAUUAAUGCCAUUGCUGUGCUGGAGAGCUUGUGGACUGAUGAACGUCUCUGCAGAUACAGCUGUGCCACUGUUCUGCACUCCAGAGCUCAUGCUGGAGCUGGUGAAAUGGCCUGAUGCACACAGGUUAGCUCUGCUGUGAGGUUUUAGUGCAGCCAGCCAUUUCAGCAGCUCAGACCUGCUCUCAGAACAGUGGCACAGAAUGACGCAGCGCUGAUUCCUGCAGACUGUGUGAAGCAUGAAGAGCUCUGCUCUGAUUAUGCCCAAACAAGCAGAAGUGAGUGGCGUGCGGUCCGUGCCUGCCGUCAGCCGUGUCGAUCAUGCGCAUCUGAAGGGAGCAAACUGACAGUAAAUCUGUAAUGAGACCCUCUCAGAUCAUCUGACUGGUACAUUGUGUGUGUUGAUGAUGUCUCGUCUUUGUCCCGGGACCCGCGGGGACUGCAGUGCUUCCGUCAUUCCACCAAGAAUGUUUCUGUUUUAACGGUGAUGUGUUCACAUAGAGUUAGCUCAUAUACGCAGCACAUCCACGUGUAGCGCGCGGACAGUAGGUCGGGUCGUCACCAGCAGGGGACUGUACUUCAUGCUGAACUUGACUUGUUGACAUGCGAUGAUCACGUCUGUACUCUUCAUCCGCUUCCCUGCUCUAAAUAGCUUCGCAUUGUAGUCACUGUGGAACUUGCAAAACUGUGUGUGAUGUUUUAAGAUGCGAUUGCGUGAGUGUGUGUGUUUGAGUGUGUGUGUGUUUGUUUGUGUGUGUCCUGAAAGCCUCACUAGCCAAUGUAUUCUCAAAUGUAUAGUGUGUGUGUGUGUGUGUGUGUGUGUGUGUGUGUGCUAUAUUUGGUUGAUUCUGUUGUUGGGUGCAUCUGGAGAGACACUUUACGAUGUCUGAUUAUACCUGGUGCUGUAUUUGACCUGCCUGUGAGCCCGAACGGGUCUUCUCUGUUGUGCCGUGGGAUUUCCAUCUUAUUUAAAUAAAGGGGCGGGGCUAUUGCACUUUUUCCACAACCUAUAUUCUGACUAGUACCCGGAAAUCCCGGCAUUUUACCUGCUCUAGUGAAAAUGAAAUAAAGUAUUUUAAAUAAAGCCGA
This is a messenger RNA of Danio rerio (zebrafish), 7704 nucleotides long. The record is from RefSeq and is a predicted model, not a curated record. Lineage: Eukaryota; Metazoa; Chordata; Actinopteri; Cypriniformes; Danionidae.